AUGUCAGCCCCGAAGCAAUCCGGCCAGGGGGCCCCCUCCUCCUCAGCUUCUCAGAGCCGCCCCGAGGCCCCCAAGGGGGCCCCCCAGGGGGGCCCCCCGGGGGCCCCCCAGGAGUCGCUGCCCCCCUCUGGGGCCCCCCAGGGGGCCCCCAAGGAGGCCCCUGCGACUCGGGGGGCCCCCCAAGAGAGUGGCCCCCAGGGGGCCCCCCAGGGGCCCCCCGAAGGGGCCCCCAAGGGGGCCCCCCAAGGGGCCCCCCAAGGGGGCCCCCAGGGGGCCCCCCAGGGGGGCCCCCAGGGGGCCCCUGCUGCGGACUCGCAGCGCAAGGGGGGCCCCCCAUCCCGCGGGGCCUCGCAGCUGACCCCACGGGGAGUCCCCAGCAGCAGCAGCAGCAGCAGCAGCAGCAGCAGCAGCAGCAGCAGCAUGGGGAAGGGCCCCCGGAUGAGCAGCAGCCAGUUCGCGACGUACCGGCAGCAACUCAGCAGCAGCAGCAGCAGCAGCAGCAGCAGCAGCAGCAGCAGCAGAUUUGGCUUCCCGCUGCUGCCCUCCAACUUCUUUCAAAGCAGAGAAGAAAUUCGCACUUGGGGAGUCGAAGACUUGGCAGACCCUUCUGUGCAGCCCUACGACAAGGAGUGGGAGGAGAGCGAGGGCUUCAAGAUGGACCGGCUGCCGUACGUGAAUGCGGAGUUUGCUGCUGCUUCUGGGGAGGCGACGCACAUGUACAACCAGGCCUAUCCAUUUGCUGCUUAUCCUUACGGAGUUCCUCGAGUUUAA
Molecule: messenger RNA, 771 nt
Organism: Eimeria necatrix
Lineage: Eukaryota; Apicomplexa; Conoidasida; Eucoccidiorida; Eimeriidae
Exons: 2
Coding region: 1-771 (256 amino acids)
Source: RefSeq, a predicted model, not a curated record